Messenger RNA from Cottoperca gobio, 1542 nucleotides. It is a transcript of the gene mdh2, whose product is annotated as malate dehydrogenase 2, NAD (mitochondrial). The coding region runs from base 120 to 1133 and encodes 337 amino acids. The transcript has a single exon. Gene Ontology annotation, biological process: malate metabolic process; tricarboxylic acid cycle. Lineage: Eukaryota; Metazoa; Chordata; Actinopteri; Perciformes; Bovichtidae. Gene Ontology annotation, cellular component: cytoplasm; mitochondrion. The record is from RefSeq and is a predicted model, not a curated record. Gene Ontology annotation, molecular function: L-malate dehydrogenase (NAD+) activity.
AUGACCGUUUCCUUUGCUUCCUGUUCACUCGUGGCUAGAGGACGUUGGUGUCAUACACAAGAAGGGCUCGCCAAGUAUUUUCAUUUUCCACUGAAGUAAGAGAAGAAAUAGCAAACAAAAUGUUUGCCCGUUCCGUGAGACCGACAGUGAGCCUGGCUCGGAGCCUGUCCACCUCUUCUCAGAACAACGCCAAGGUUGCGGUGCUAGGAGCGUCCGGCGGCAUAGGCCAGCCACUGUCUCUGCUUCUCAAGAACAGCCCCCUGGUGAGUCACCUUUCCCUGUUUGAUAUUGCCCAUACUCCCGGGGUGGCUGCAGACCUUAGCCACAUCGAAACAAGGGCCCAGGUGACCGGCCACAUGGGCCCCGACCAGCUGGAUGCUGCUCUGCAGGGCUGCGAAGUCGUGGUCAUCCCCGCCGGUGUGCCCAGAAAACCCGGCAUGACCCGUGAUGAUCUCUUCAACACCAACGCCACCAUAGUAGCCACCUUGGCCGAUGCCUGUGCUCGCAACUGCCCCGAGGCUAUGAUCUGCAUUAUCGCUAACCCUGUCAACUCUACCAUCCCCAUUGCAUCAGAGGUCAUGAAGAAGCAUGGAGUUUAUAACCCCAACAGAAUGUUUGGUGUCACUACCCUGGACAUUGUCAGAGCUAACGCCUUUGUGGCAGAUCUCAAAGGCCUUGACCCAGCUCGUGUCAACGUACCAGUCAUUGGAGGUCAUGCUGGGAUAACCAUCAUUCCCCUCAUUUCCCAGUGCACACCAAAGGUGGAGUUCCCUGCUGACCAGCUGGCUGCUUUGACCAGCAGGAUCCAGGAGGCCGGCACAGAGGUAGUGAAAGCCAAGGCAGGAGCUGGAUCUGCUACCCUGUCCAUGGCCUAUGCUGGUGCCCGUUUCACCUUCUCUGUCUUGGACGCCAUGAAUGGAAAGGAGGGUGUGGUGGAAUGCGGUUAUGUCAGAUCUGAGGAGACAGAGUGCAAGUACUUCUCUACACCUCUUCUCCUGGGGAAGAACGGCAUUGAGAAGAACCUUGGACUGGGCAAGCUGACUGCCUUCGAGGAGAAGCUGGUCGCUGAUGCCAUGACUGAGCUGAAGUCUUCUAUCAAGAAGGGCGAGGAUUUUGUGGCUAAUAUGAAAUGAGCAGGGGGCAUUAAGUCAGUUGAAAACAAAUAGCAGUUGUGAUUUGAUCAUUUGUUCCAUCUUAACUUAACAGCCAUCUCGGUAAAUCUCAAGAUCUGUCAGUGUUUCCCCUUUUUGUUUUUGUUUUGGCAGUAGGGUCCUCUUGAUUCAGAAAUCCUGAUUUUGACAAAGGUCCUAUGUAUCAUUUCCCUUACCUUCUUAAACAUGGUUUUAUCUUGCACUGAUUACUGUACCGUAACUUAUCUAUGUUUUCAAAAACAUUCAUAUAUUUUCAUGUACAGUCUGUAUCCAUGGGGAUUUCUCUGCUUAAUACAUGAGGAGGAAAUGCUGUCAUCAUGCCUGUUGAUGCAAAUAGAUGUUAAUGAUGAGCAAAAUACUCACUCCAAUAAAGUUUAGCUUUGAAAAAUGA